Molecule: messenger RNA, 3804 nt
Organism: Onychostoma macrolepis
Lineage: Eukaryota; Metazoa; Chordata; Actinopteri; Cypriniformes; Cyprinidae
Gene: mpp2a
Product: MAGUK p55 scaffold protein 2a
Exons: 13
Coding region: 50-1804 (584 amino acids)
Cellular component (GO): plasma membrane; cell-cell junction
Molecular function (GO): protein binding
Source: RefSeq, a predicted model, not a curated record
CACCGGCUGGUGGGUCCCACCUACUGAGACAUUUGAGCGUUGCCUCUUUAUGUCUACGCAAUGGCUAGACUCUGAUUUGAUGCUUUGUAGCGGUUCAGACAGAUCUCACAUAAUCAAAACAACGUUACGAAGCGUCUACGAUACGGGAAAGAUUUCAAACAUCAUGCCUGUGGCAGCCACCGGCACAGAGCAUGCAGUGCCGCAGGUGCUGGACACACUGAGUGACAGCACCAGCUCCACCACUGCCAAUGAUCUGGACCUCAUCUUCCUCAAGGGCAUCAUGGAGAGCCCAGUGAGUGCAGAGAGUCUGGAGGAGACACGACUGGAGGCCGUGAGGGACAAUAAUGUGGAGUUGGUGCAGGACAUCCUGAGAGAGCUGAGCCCCUUCACACACCGCAGCAACACCGCUGCAGAGCUGUCACGCAUACUCAACCAGCCGCACUUCCAGUCUCUGUUGGAGACGCAUGACUCUGUGGCCUCUCAGACGUGUGAGACUCCGCCCUCGAGCCCCUGUGCUUUCAUGGAGCCGCCCAUCAACAGUGUACCGGUGCCAGCUGAUGCCAUCCGCAUGGUGGGCAUCCGCAAAGUGGCUGGAGAGCAUUUGGGUGUGACGUUCCGUAUCGAGAACGGAGAGCUGGUGAUCGCCCGCAUUCUCCACGGGGGGAUGAUCGACCAGCAGGGUCUGCUCCACGUGGGUGACAUCAUCAAAGAGGUGAACGGGCGAGAUGUGGGUGACGACCCUCGUGUGCUGCAGGAGAUGCUGCAGGAGGCCAGCGGCGGUGUGGUGCUCAAGAUCCUUCCCAGCUACCAGGAGCCGCACCCCCCCAGACAGGUUUUUGUGAAGUGCCAUUGUGAUUAUGACCCUGCCAAUGACAACCUCAUCCCUUGCAAGGAGGCAGGACUACAGUUCUCCAGUGGAGACAUUCUGCAGAUUGUUAACCAGGAAGAUGUGAACUGGUGGCAGGCACGUCAUGUAGAGGGAGGCAGUGCUGGCCUGAUUCCCAGUCAACUUCUGGAGGAGAAGAGGAAAGCUUUUGUGAAGAAAGAUGUUGACCUUUCACCAGCAGCCAAUCUCUGCACUGGAAUGGUUGGCAAAAAGAAGAAGAAAAUGAUGUAUCUAACUACAAAAAAUGCAGAUUUUGACAGACAUGAGUUACUGAUCUAUGAGGAGGUGGCAAAAGUCCCACCUUUUCGCAGGAAGACGCUGGUUCUGAUUGGUGCACCUGGAGUGGGCCGACGAAGUCUGAAGAAUAAGUUGCUAGUGUCAGACCCUCAGCACUACGGCACCACCGUCCCCUACACCUCUAGGAAGCCCAAAUCAGCAGACAGAGAGAACAUGAUGUAUGCCUUCACAUCCCGGAGUAAGAUGGAAGCUGAUAUUAAAGCCGGCCACUAUCUUGAACAUGGUGAAUAUGAGGGUAAGCUCUACGGCACCAAGAUUGACGCCAUCCAUGAAGUAGUGGAGGCUGGACGCAUCUGUAUCCUGGACGUCAACCCACAGGCCCUAAAAGUCCUCAGGUCAUCAGAGUUUUUGCCGUAUGUGGUGUUCAUCAAAGCCCCAGAGUUUGAGGUGCUGAAAGCCAUGAACCAAUCUGGGAUGGAGGCAGGAGUGACCAAAUGCCGAACAGACGCAGAGCUGAAGAGGACAGUGGAUGAGAGCGCCAAGAUUCAGAGAGUGUACGGACACUACUUCGACCUCACCAUAGUAAACGACGAUUUGGAACAAGCGUACAGCAACCUCAAAUCCUCCUUAGAGAAGUUAAAGGGAGCUCAGCAGUGGGUUCCGGUUGGGUGGGUGUUUUAGAGCUCAGUACAGCAACUAGUGGAUGAUUCACGUGACACUUUAUACCAGUGUGAACUGGUGUAAAUCCACAACCUCGUGCCAAGGGUGUACACUGAUCAGAGAGCUUAUAUGAGUGCGUGUGUGAGUGUGUGAAAUCACCAUCUAUACUUUACAAAUACAGCAACAUACUGAUACAAACCUCAGAACCAAGCUUAUAGCUAACUCUUGUCUCAUCUUUUUGUUUACAGUAAACAUUCAAGUUUCAGUUCAGAUGUUUUUUUUUUUUUUUAUGUUUUACACAAAAUAUCUGAACAUCCUUUAACAAUUAAGUUAAAAAUAGUAGUCUCUCAAAGAAAAAUAUAAAUUUAUUUUAGAAACAAAACUGUAAGACAAGACUGUAUUUUGCAGAAUAUAUCUUGUUUUUGUUGUUGUUUGUUUAAAUGUAACUCUUCAAAAAGUUGUUAGAUUUAUUGGGUUAAAACAAAGAAACAAAUUUAUCAAACUUGAACUACUGUUCAAAAGUUUGGGGUCAGUAAUAUUUUAAUACUUGAGUAAUUGAUUAAAAGUGACAGUAAAGACAUAUGUUACAAAAGAUUUCUAUUAAAAUAAAAGCUGUACUUUUGAGCUCUCUAAACCCAAAAAAAAUGUUUUCCACAAAAACAUUUAAGCAGCACAAUUGAUAAGAUAUGUUUCUUGAGCAGCAUAUCAGAAUGAUUUCUGAAGGAUCAUGUGACACUGAAGACUGGAGUAAUGGCUGCUGAAAUUUCAGCUUUAAUAUCACAGGAAUAAUUUGCAUUUUAAAAUAAAAACAUGUUAAAUUGUAAUAAUAUUACACAACUGCUACUGUUUUGCUGUGUUGUUUAUCAAAUAAAUGCAGCCUUGAUAUGCAUAAGAAAAAAAAAAAUCUAAAUCGAUCCCAAACUUUUGAAUAAUAGUAUGUAUUCUCUAAAAACAAAUCUUAUGCAGAUUUGCUUCUCAAGUAAAUUUAACAAGUUACAUUGUUUAAAAGUAAUUUUGAUUUAAAAUCCACAGUUUAGUACAGGCUUACAUAAAUUCUGUUAGCAUAGGUGGUAGAUGACUGGACAGUGUUUCAUCUCUGAAGUAUAUUUUUAUUAUAAGGCUCUAUUUUGCUCAGCUCCUGUUGUUGUGUCAGGAACAUGACUUUUGUACAGCUUUUUUUUCAUAUACAUCCACAUUACAGCACUAUUUUUUUCAGAAUUUAGCGCAGGAAUAUAUGGGAAUGUGAUCAUAUACAGACUAAAAGCACACUGAGAAACAGAAACAGCGGGCAGAUAAUAUUUGCACACUAAACUGUGCAGAAGGUCACUGAAUGCAGCAUAUAAUUGAUUUCAGAUGGUUCUUUUAGCAGAUUACCAUAUCAAACAUUGUAUUUACAUAUUUAGAUAUGUUAGAAACAAUGUACAUACGUAUUUAUUUAUUUGAAAAAGGACCAAACCUCAUUGUUACACUUUAAUUGGACAAGAACCUGUGAAUUGAAGGGAAGAACAGUGCUAGAGCAUGACAUUAAGACCUUUAUAUAAAUAUCUAUGAACACGCUGUCAGUGUAAAAUGUUGUGACUGCAUGUAUCUGUGUAUCUGCUCUUAUUCGCAGCAAUUUAUUCUAAAUAAUGCUUAUUGGAUGAAAAUAUCUCUUUUUCUUACAGACAAACCCUCUCUACUUUUUUUAUUACAAAUGAUUGUUCUUCAAGUGCUAAUUUAUAUUCACUGAUUAUCAUUCAUGCCAAUGAUAUUUGGCUUGAAUAUUGGCAGCUAUUGUUUAUUUAUUUGUUUUUUAUCAUUUAUAUCUGUGUGUGAGGUGUUAGGAUUUAAGUUUUGAUAUUGAUAUUACAUUUUCUACAUAUCAGAUAAUGGAAUAAGCUAGAGGCAGGUACUGUAUAGUAGUCAUGUUUCAUGUGCAAAAUCAAUGAAUGAUUAGAAGAACAAUCUGUAAAUUGCCUGAUUUCUGAAAUAAAAUGUUUGGGGAAAUAAUGUGUUAAUAAAUGAAUAAUUAAUUGAAUGAA